Molecule: messenger RNA, 1098 nt
Organism: Sungouiella intermedia
Lineage: Eukaryota; Fungi; Ascomycota; Pichiomycetes; Serinales; Metschnikowiaceae
Source: the annotation of a GenBank genome assembly
AUGGCAUUGAAAAAAGCAGGUGUUUUGGGCGCCACCGGCUCUGUCGGUCAGCGUUUCAUCUUAUUGUUGGCUGAACAUCCAGAAUUCGAAAUUCACGCCUUGGGUGCUUCCUCCCGUUCGGCUGGUAAGGCUUAUAAAGAUGCCGUGACCUGGAAACAGACGUCGCUUUUGCCAGAAUACGCUAAGAAUAUUGUCGUGGAGGAGUGUAAGCCAGAGGGCAACUUCGCCGACUGUGAUGUGGUGUUCUCCGGUUUGGACGCCGAUGUUGCUGGUGACAUCGAGGCCGCCUUUGUCAAAGCUGGCAAGGCCGUCAUCUCCAAUGCUAAGAACUACAGAAGAGCACCUGAUGUGCCUUUGAUAGUGCCUAUUGUGAACCCAGAACACUUAUCUGUUGUUGAGAAGAAGGUUGCUGACGCCAAGGCUGCCGGCAAGCCUGCUCCUGGUUUCGUUGUGUGCAUCUCCAACUGUUCCACUGCUGGUUUAGUUGCACCUUUGAAGCCUUUGGUUGAUGCGUUCGGUCCUAUCGACGCCUUGACUGCUACCACCUUGCAGGCCAUCUCUGGUGCUGGUUUCUCUCCUGGUGUCUCUGGAAUCGAUGUGUUGGACAACAUUGUGCCAUACAUUAGUGGUGAAGAAGACAAGAUGGAAUGGGAGACCAGAAAGAUUUUGGGAGGAACCAACGCCGAGGGUACCGAAUUCGUUCCAUUACCUUACGAUGAAAUGAAGGUCAGUGCUCAGUGUAACAGAGUGGCUGUCAGCGAUGGUCACACCGAGUGUAUCUCAUUCAGAUUCGCCAAGCAGCCCGCCCCAUCUUUGGAACAGGUGAAGGACGCCAUGAGAAACUACCAGUGUACUGCCUCCAAAUUGGGAUGUCCUUCUGCUCCUAAGCAAACCAUCCACGUGUUGGAGGAGAGUGACAGACCUCAACCAAGAUUGGACAGGGACAGAGAUGCUGGUUACGGAGUGUCCGUGGGUAGAGUGAGAGAGGACCCAGUUUUGGACUUCAAGAUGGUUGUUUUGUCGCACAACACCAUCAUCGGUGCUGCUGGUGCCGGUAUCUUGAUUGCUGAGAUCUUGAAGGCUAAGAAUGUGAUUUAG